Molecule: messenger RNA, 525 nt
Organism: Aspergillus oryzae RIB40
Lineage: Eukaryota; Fungi; Ascomycota; Eurotiomycetes; Eurotiales; Aspergillaceae
Exons: 3
Coding region: 1-525 (174 amino acids)
Source: RefSeq, a predicted model, not a curated record
AUGCGUGUCACCAGCCUCUUGACUCUUGUUUCUACGUUCGCUCUCCUCGCCGCCGCAGCACGGCCGGCUGCCAUGGUCAGAAGACAAUCCAAUGCUGUGGAUGCUCCCCUCUCUCUGGAUGAUCUUGUGACGAAGUUCGAUUCCCUUACAGCAGAGCAGCAGGAUGAGGCUGUGAAAAAGCUAUCACCAAAGGAGAUUCUUCGACUCAAAAACUGCCUCUAUUUCAAGGAGAUACCAGAGAUUCUAAAGCCCACGUGCCCUGAGAGUCUCACCAGGGUUGCCGAACUUGCCGAUGUACUUGAUUUGUUCAAUGCACAUAAUUUGUUCGAAAAAGAUCCCCGGAUCUGGAAUAUAAACUUCGGAAGACAUUCGCCUGGCUUUAAUAUAAAUAUCGAAUGUGUUGAGCUGGAACACGUCCAGUUACAGCCAGAAAGUCAGAAGAAUAAGGGUAUCCAAAAAGAUGUAGAUGUACCGAAGGAUCUUGCAAUUAUACACGACCCGUACAAAGACUUGAGAUUGGGUUAA